Pseudonaja textilis is the source of this 1800-nucleotide messenger RNA. Its product is annotated as fatty acyl-CoA hydrolase precursor, medium chain-like. The record is from RefSeq and is a predicted model, not a curated record. NCBI's taxonomy places the organism in Eukaryota, Metazoa, Chordata, Lepidosauria, Squamata, Elapidae.
UUGUGCUUUCGGAAGAGAGAAGCGAGUGGAUUUCAGCAGAGAUGAAGUGCUGGCUGUUUGGGAUCGUGAUUGAAAGCUUGUUGGUUGCUGGAAUAACAACUGAGGGUGAAAGACAAGACCACCUGGAAGUGAACACCAAGUAUGGACGUCUGAGAGGCAAACUGGCUGGCGUGGAGGGCGUAGACAAGCCUGUGAAGAGCUUUCUUGGAGUCCCAUUUGCCAAAUCCCCAACUGGAUCCCUGAGAUUUUCCUCACCACAACCAGCUGAACCCUGGAGCUAUGUGAGAGACUGCACAUCCCAACCCCCAAUGUGCCUGCAAGACCUGGGGUGGCUGGAUGCUUUUAGGACGCUCAUGAAUGCAACGCUGUCCAACCUGACGGUGGCUGAAGAUUGCCUCUACCUGAACAUUUUCACCCCAGACACGGAGGCUAAGUUGCCUGUGAUGGUUUGGCUUCAUGGAGGUGGCCUGGUCAAUGGCGGGGCUUCACUUUAUGACGGAUCGGCCUUGUCUGCUUAUGGAAAUGUGGUGGUAGUCGUGCUUCAGUACCGGCUGGGGAUUCUUGGAUUCCUCAGCACUGGCUCCCAAGAAGCCCCUGGAAACUGGGGGCUCCUGGACCAAGUAGCAGCCCUCCAAUGGGUUCAGGAAAACAUUGAGGCUUUUGGAGGAGACCCCUCCUGUGUGACCAUAUUUGGAGAGUCCGCUGGAGGAUUCAGCGUAGGGGCUCAGAUUUUAUCUCCUUUGUCCAAGGGUUUGUUUCACAGAGCGAUCUCUGAGAGUGGAAGUGUCCUGCUCCCCGGCAUCUUCAUCCAGCAUCCAGAAAUCCUUGCUCAAAAAGUGGCAUCUGCUGCCAACUGUGAUCCUACUAGUCCUGCCAUGCUGCUCUGCUUACGGAACAAGACAGAAGGAGAACUAAAGUCACUGGUUUCCAGGUUGCCCCCGGAACUUCACUUUAUUCCUGCAGUUGUUGAUGGAGAAUUCAUUCUAAAAGCCCCAGAGGAACUGUUGGCCUCCAAGGAGCUUCAUGCCGUCCCAUAUUUAAUUGGAGUGAAUAAUAAUGAAUAUGGAUGGCUUAUCUACAGUUUGGCAAAAAAUUCUUCCGAUAUAGAUGGCAUGGAUCGGGAAAGGAUCGCAGCAGAGAUGCAGCCACUCACCUCUAACUGGAAUUACCCUCCUGAGAUUAUGCAGAUGAUAUUGGAUAAGUAUUUGGAAGCCACUGAAGACCCUAUAGAGUUACGCAGUCAGUUUCAAAAACUGAUGGAAGAUGCCAUCUUUGUCGUGCCUUCUCUUCAAACCGCAAGAUACCACAGAGAUUCUGCUGCUCCGGUCUACUUCUAUGAGUUCCAGCAUCGCCCCAUAGCAUUCAGAGACAAGAAGCCAGAUUUUGUGAAGGCAGACCAUGGUGAUGAACUCGGCUUUGUAUUUGGGGGACCAUUCCUGAGAAGCAGCACAAUCACAUUUAGUGAAGCUACAGAGGAGGAGAAACGGCUUAGCAGAACAAUCAUGAAAUACUGGAGCAACUUUGCCCGUAACGGGAACCCAAAUGGUGAAGGUCUGGUGGAAUGGCCGCAGUAUGGUCUGCAUGAAGAGUAUCUCGAAUUAAACUUGGAACAAAGGAAAUCAGAGAAACUGAGAAACAGCUAUGUGGACUUUUGGUUAAAGACCCUGCCUGAAAAAAUAAAAACAAUAAUUGAAGAAGAGAAAACACACCCAGAGCUGUAAAAUUCUUGAGAUGUGUACAGCACCAGUCUUGUCUGGACUAAACAGUACAGCUUAUUAAACAAAAAUUGUUCACACAGUC